This is a messenger RNA of Dictyostelium purpureum, 828 nucleotides long. RefSeq lists its product as uncharacterized. Gene Ontology annotation, molecular function: zinc ion binding. The annotation marks the transcript as partial. Gene Ontology annotation, biological process: protein import into peroxisome matrix. NCBI's taxonomy places the organism in Eukaryota, Evosea, Eumycetozoa, Dictyosteliales, Dictyosteliaceae. Gene Ontology annotation, cellular component: peroxisomal membrane. The transcript has 3 exons. The record is from RefSeq and is a predicted model, not a curated record.
GCAGACCAACCAGAUAUAUUAAGAGCAUCACAAAAAGAUGAAUAUUAUAAAAAAUUAUUUGAAGAUCAAAUUUUUGAAGUAUUGACCACAGUUAUUGGUCCAAGAGUUUUAAUGAAUAAACAAAGUGAAUCAAAAUUAUUAGCAAAUACAUUAUAUUAUUUAUUGACAACUAUGAUAGGUGCACAGACUCUUGGUGAAGAAUAUUGUAAUUUAAGAAAAAUAAAAGAUAAUACCUUUUCGAUACCAAAUAUAGCGGAUCGAACUCAAUUAUAUAUAUUUCAUUUAUUGGGACCUUAUUUAAUUAAAAAAGCAUUACCAAAAUUAUUUUUAAAAUAUCCAAAGCUUUACAUACUAAAAGAAAUGUUUCCAAAAUUAGAAAGAUUACAUUUAGCACUAUUUUAUUUUAAUGGUUCAUAUUUCGAAUUUUCUAAAAGGUUAUCAAACAUCAGAUAUAUUUUUAAUCGAAAAAUAGAUCAAAAAAGACCAAAAUAUGAUAUAUUAGGUUUAUUAAUCAUAAUACAAUUAUUAUUAUCAACCUUUAUGUACCUUAAAGAAAAUUCCUUUUUUUUAAAAUCAAAUCAAAAUGAUACUGAAGAAAUUGAAGAAUUGAAUGAAAAAAAUUUAACAAAUGAAAAUAAUAAUCAAGAUUCAGAAUCAGAUGCAAAAUGUACACUAUGUUUAGAAAAAAGAACCCAUACUACUGCCACUAUUUGUGGUCAUUUGUUUUGUUGGCACUGUAUUACUGAAUGGUGUAAUAAUAAAGAACAAUGUCCUGUUUGUAGAUGUCCUAUGGGUAUUAGAACUUGUAUUCCACUUUAUAACUAUUAA